This is a messenger RNA of Beta vulgaris subsp. vulgaris (sugar beet), 918 nucleotides long. RefSeq lists its product as uncharacterized. The transcript has a single exon. Bases 1 to 918 code for a protein of 305 amino acids. The record is from RefSeq and is a predicted model, not a curated record. Lineage: Eukaryota; Viridiplantae; Streptophyta; Magnoliopsida; Caryophyllales; Amaranthaceae.
AUGGCACCAAAACAAGGUCUUUCAUUAGCAGACAUACAAAAUCCUCUUUACCUUCAUCCUUCAGAUGGUCCUCUCAGCAUCAAUAUAUCGGAUAAGCUUACUGGACCUUCAACUUACAGAGCUUGGAGACGUUCUAUGGAGAUAGCCCUAGCUUCAAAACAUAAGUUGGGAAUGGUUACAGGAGCUCUGAAGAGAGAUACUGAAAAUGAAGAACUGCAGGAACAGUGGGACACCUGUAAUUUCAUGGUGAUAGCAUGGUUAACAGCCUCAAUGUCUCCAUCUGUAAAGGAGUCAGUGCUGUUUGUUCAAAGUGCCAAGGAAAUAUGGCAUCAACUUGAAACAAGGUUUUCUCAAACUAAUGGAACAAGAAAAUAUAAGCUGAGCAAAGAUAUUUAUGAUCUUAGGCAAGCUGAUAAAACCAUUAGUGAAUACUAUACCACAAUGAAAUCUCUAUGGGAUGAGCUUGAAGGUCUAGCUAACUAUCCAGCCAUCACCAAUGUAACUGAAGAGAUCAGAGCUUUUCUUGAUGCUCUCAGUAAGCAAGAAGAAGAAAAGAAGCUAUUUCAGUUUCUAUAUGGCCUAAAUGAGGGCUAUUCCACUAAGAGAAGCCAGCUGUUAAUGACUACACCUUUGCCCUCUGUUGAAACUGCUUGUGCAAGGCUUCAGCAGGAAGAAGCUCAAAGAGAUGUGUUAAAGGUAAGUAAGAUGGAAAUAGAGAGUUCAGGGAUGUAUGCAAGUCAUUCUCAAACACAGGGUUCAGCUAUGUUUGCAAAUGAAGGAUGCUCUGUGUGUGGUAACAAAGGGCAUGACAAAGAAAAAUGCUGGAAGGUAAUAGGAUAUCCAAAGUGGCAUGCCAAGUAUAAGAAGAUGCACAGGGAAGGAAGUUCAUCCAGUGGCAGUGUGAAUCAAAGGAUUUAG